Messenger RNA from Cetraspora pellucida, 1383 nucleotides. The record is from the annotation of a GenBank genome assembly. NCBI's taxonomy places the organism in Eukaryota, Fungi, Glomeromycota, Glomeromycetes, Diversisporales, Gigasporaceae.
AUGGCUACAAACUCUGAGGAUUCUAAUGGAAUUUCUUUGGAAGAUUUGGGUGAAGAUAUGAUGAACUAUGAAUUGUCUGAUUCAUCCAAGAAAGCACGAGAGGAACAUCAGGCAAUACUCGACGAGUUUGAACGAAAGAAACGUGCAAGAACCUUAGCUGUUCCCACCGAUGACGGUCGCGUAAGAGCAAAACUUAGAGAACUUGGUGAACCACAAUGUUUAUUUGGAGAAGGACCUGGUGAUCGGCGUGAUCGUUUGCGAUAUUUAUUAUCGAAAUUAGAGGGUGCAGAAAUAGUUCCCGAUGAGGAUGAGGAAACUGAGAGCGAAUCUGAGGAAGAAAGGGAAGAAGAGUUUUUCACUCAAGGAACUUUAGAACUUUUGGAAGCUCGUCGAUGGAUUGCGAGAUAUUCUUUACCAAGAGCCAGAGACCGUCUUCGCAAGCAACGAGCCGAGUACGAUUUACCAUUGCCCCAGAUAAAAUCCGUGAGAAAAGAUUUAUUUACAGGAUUAAAAUCUUAUGCAAACUUUAGCUCACAAAUUGGAGAUGAUCGUCCAAUUUCACAAUGUGUUUUCUCACCUGACUGUAGUUUAAUCGCUACUGGUUCUUGGUCUGGUUUGUGUCGAAUAUGGAGUGUACCAAGUUGUGAAACCGUGAUAACAUUUAAAGGACAUGCUGAUCGUAUUGGUGGUGUUGCAUGGCAUCCACAAUCUACCCUUUCUAUAGACAAGAAUGUAGUAAACUUAGCUUCGGGUGCAGCUGAUGGUUUAAUUAAUUUAUGGUCUUUAGAAAGUGAUUCACCAUUGGGCACGUUGCAGGGACAUACGUCUAGAGUAGAAGGACAUUUUAAAGAAGUUUAUGCAAUUCGAUUCCAAAAUGACGGUGCUUUAGUGGCUACAGGUGGGUUAGAUGCUAUUGGACGUGUCUGGGAUCUAAGGACAGGACGAUCUGCUAUGGUCUUAGAAGGGCAUGUUAAAGACAUUUUGGGCGUAGACUUUUCUCCGAAUGGCUAUCAAGUUGCUACUGGAAGCGCGGAUAAUACUAUACGCAUUUGGGACAUCCGGACCUUGCGAUGCACCUAUACUAUUGCUGCGCAUAAAUCUCUUGUUUCCGAUGUGAAAUUCUUUCAUGCUUCAUCAACAUUUAUCAGUGAAGAGGAUACCAGAGGCAUUAAACCAACAGUAUCUGGAUUAUAUUUGGCAAGUUGUGGUUACGAUGGUUUUGUGAAUAUUUGGUCUGCUGAUGAUUGGAGUUUACUUAAAAUAUUGGCUGGACACGAUGGAAAAGUAAUGGCUGUUGAUAUUUCCUCAGAUAACAAGUUAAUUGCCUCAUCCGGUUUUGAUCGAACAUUUAAAUUAUGGGCGAAUGAAAAUUUGCCAAUCUGA